GUUCAGAACGCAGUGAUGUCCGUUACCCAGAAUGCCUCGUUUGUUGCGGGCUGAUCGAGGACUGACUAGCUGGCUGGCUACUACAUAUGCCCUACUUUCUGUUCUAGCUAUGCGUUUUAAUGUAAUAACUAACGUUAGUGAAUAGCCGAGAGAAACGAAUAAGAGAACUACAACACUGUGGUUGAUAUAAAUUGCGGUAAUGCCUCUCUUCACGUCCAAUCCAUUUGAGCAAGAUGUUGAGAAAGCCACCAGUGAGAUGAACACAGCGGAGGACUGGGGCCUCAUCCUGGACCUGUGUGAUAAGAUAGGACAGUCUCGCUCCGGGCCUAAAGAAUGUCUUCGGUCGAUUAUGAGACGAGUCAACCACAAGGAUCCACAUGUUGCCAUGCAGGCUCUGACGCUACUUGGUGCCUGUGUUUCAAACUGUGGGAAGAUAUUUCAUCUAGAAGUGUGCUCCAGAGAGUUUGCCAGUGAGGUCAGCAACGUUCUAAACAAGGUCUGGAUAUUCGCUGUCAUUGGCCACCCUAAGGUAUGUGAGAAGCUGAAGGCACUGAUGGUAGAGUGGGCAGAGGACUUUAGGAAUGACCCUCAGCUCAGCCUGAUUUCAGCCAUGAUCAAGAACCUCAGGGAACAGGGGGUCACCUUCCCUGCUGUGGGCUCUCAGGCUGCGGAGAAAGCUAAAGCAAGUCCUGCUUUAGUGGCAAAGGAUCCAUCCACCUUAACCAACAAGAAGGAGGAGGAAGACCUGGCUAAAGCCAUAGAGUUAUCUCUAAAGGAGCAGCGAAGUCAGCCUGGGUCAGGCCUGUCUGGGUCUGGUUUGUACCCCAGCGCCUCUUUCCUCUCUUCCCAGAGGCCUGAGGGCAGGAAGGUCAGGGCCAUCUAUGACUUUGAGGCUGCAGAGGACAACGAGCUCACCUUUAAGUCUGGAGAGGUCAUCACUAUCCUGGAUGACAGUGACCCCAACUGGUGGAAAGGAGAAACGUAUCAGGGAGUUGGACUUUUCCCCUCAAACUUUGUAACGGCUGAUCUGACUGCAGAGCCUGAGAUGAUGAAGACAGAAAAGAAGACGGUGCAGUUCAGUGAGGAGGUCCAGGUGGAGAGCAUAGAGCCUGAGCCUGAACCGGUCUACAUAGACGAGGAGAAAAUGGACCAGCUGCUGCACAUGAUCCAGAGUGCAGAUCCAACAGACAACCAGUCUGAUGCCUGUGAGCUGCUGCAGCUAGAGGGUGCCUGCAACCAGAUGUGUCCCCUCAUUGAUCAGAAGCUUGAGAGCACUGACAGGAAGCAUUCAGAGCUGUCAGAGCUGAAUGUGAAGUUGAUGGAGGCGCUGUCUCUUUAUGCUAAGCUUAUGAAUGAGGACUAUGCCAUGUACACAAAGCUACAGACCCAGCAGUACUACAUGCAUCAAUCUGCCAACACAGCACAACAGGUGUACCCGGGUCAGUCUGGAGGGUCCUAUGGGAUGAGCGGUCCAGGAGGGGUUCAGCAGGGAUACAGUGUUUCUCUGGAGCAGCUACAGACUGGCCAGCCAGCACCGAGUGAUGUCCAUAUGUACAUGGGCCAGCCUCCAGUCUACAGUCCAGCUGCAGAGGGCUUGUCCUACCAGCCUCCAGCCAAUCAGCCAUCCGGCUACAGCUCCAUCCCUGGCCAGAGCCUUCCACACCCACCUGACACACAGCAGCACCCCUACCCCGAGAAGGCUCUUCUAUAGAAAACACUACGCAACGCUACGCCAUGCUACACGCUACUACACACCAUGCCACGCUACGCUACACGCCGUGCACACAUUACGCUACGCCAUGCUACACGCUACUACACACCAUGCCACGCUACGCUACACGCCGUGCACACAUUACGCUACU
This is a messenger RNA of Oncorhynchus keta (chum salmon), 1862 nucleotides long. RefSeq names its product signal transducing adaptor molecule (SH3 domain and ITAM motif) 1 (gene stam). Gene Ontology annotation, biological process: protein transport to vacuole involved in ubiquitin-dependent protein catabolic process via the multivesicular body sorting pathway. The transcript is spliced from 14 exons. Bases 200 to 1711 code for a protein of 503 amino acids. Gene Ontology annotation, molecular function: phosphatidylinositol binding; ubiquitin binding. Gene Ontology annotation, cellular component: ESCRT-0 complex. Lineage: Eukaryota; Metazoa; Chordata; Actinopteri; Salmoniformes; Salmonidae. The record is from RefSeq and is a predicted model, not a curated record.